Anopheles maculipalpis is the source of this 6527-nucleotide messenger RNA. RefSeq lists its product as uncharacterized. Gene Ontology annotation, molecular function: calcium ion binding; cadherin binding. The coding region runs from base 1 to 6522 and encodes 2173 amino acids. The transcript has 8 exons. Gene Ontology annotation, cellular component: catenin complex; plasma membrane. The record is from RefSeq and is a predicted model, not a curated record. Gene Ontology annotation, biological process: homophilic cell-cell adhesion. Lineage: Eukaryota; Metazoa; Arthropoda; Insecta; Diptera; Culicidae.
AUGGAUAGUGGCAAGGAAUGUGCCUUAAGAAGGCUUUCUUUAAUCGUGAUAGUAACGUUGGUACAAGUGCCUGCCACCGUUUAUGCGCAAGAUUGUUCAUCACCAACACUCUCCUUCGGCCCAACGUUCCCGAUUGGGCCGGAAAUUUCGGCCACUGUCGGUGCAGGCUACACGCUAGCGGAGCACGACGUUAGCAAUGUCGCUUCAGUAUCAGUUAGUGCGACCGCAGCCAAUUUGCCGGUGUACAUUGAUGCUGUGCUCGCCAACGGCAAACUGACGAUUAGAACGAAUCAACAGUUUACUAAUUACGAAAAACAGGAGGACACCCUAUUUUUUCUGCAACUGAUCGUCUACAGCUGUGCGUCGGGCUCGUCCGGCGAAAUGACAUUUCGACAGUUUAUCAAAGAGGAGAACAAUCAUGCACCACUUUUCUCCCAAACGAUCUACAACAUAGUGGUCCCGUUGCCACUGCCAAGGGAAUUUAAUAUACAACAGUUCAUUGACAGUGGUAAAGGCGUUGUAGCGAACGAUUAUGAUAUAACCAAAAAUAAGGUAUCAUUUUCCAUUGCCGAAAAUGAUUACUUUACCGUCGAGACAGCGAGUGGGUCGUCGCGCACGCAGUUUAUAGCCAAUCUGAUAACGAAACAAACGCUGACAAAGAUACAACCACCGAUCUCACUGCAGAUUACUGCCGUGGAUGAAGGAACCCCUCCGAAAACAUCACAAGCAACACUAAACAUUGAAGGAGAUCCGGUGAUUUCGUUCAUACCACCGCCAGAGUUUGAGCAAAAUCUCUAUAGAACAUCGUUUAAAAUCGGUGAUACUUUCACUCCCGUCCGUCUCGGUAUGGUGCCGGAUACGUACGAUUCUACCGUGGGUUUUGAAACUUCCGGUGAGGAUGUGGACUACUUCACUGUCACAUCUCCAGCUGAUAAGAGCAGUGUAACCGUAACCUUACGCUCGGAUAAACCCAUCGACGAGGAAAAGAAAUUGCUUACUCUAACCAUCACUGCCAGUCGUUCGGGAACGGAGACCAUAGGUCGAACGGCAUUGGUAGUGGAGCUGUCGACUGAUCCAAAAAUUGUUCCCACCUUCGAAGCAUCUCUGUACACCGGUACCAUCGAUCGAGACAAAGUGAUCACACUUGACAGUAUCAAACUAGUGCCAUCCACCAGUGAUAGUAGUGUGCGGCUGCAAUUGACAGGAGAGGAUGCCCAAUACUUCACCGCGACGUUUGCUGACAACCAAGUAACGAUAGCUCCAUCGAGUCAGCUAUCUGACGUAGUGCUCAAGGAAAAGAACUUCUUUUUGCUAACUGUGCAAGCGGAUAAAGCGAGUGUCGGAACCGGCGAAGCGCUGCUACUAUUAUCGGUGGAAAAAAGCAACACAAAAGAUCUCCAUUUCGAACAGAUGGUGUACGAGGGUACAAUUACGGAAUCCGGUGUGUUGAGUGUGCCUGUCGUUAGAAUUUCUCCGGAUAGUUUGGUGUCAGGUUUGGAGUACAGCUAUUCAGGUGAUAUCACUCUUUUGACCUCUAGCGCCGAUACUAGCGGCACAAUCACCAUAGCAUCGAACAACGUUACACCGGAAAAACUAACCGACAAAAGCUACGUUAUGCUUUCGAUUGUUGCGAAACUGGAGGGAGAAGAAGGGGCGCACGCUGUUGUCAUCCUCAAGGUACUGCGCACACCGGUAGUUUUGCCGCAGUUUUCCAAAUCCUUGCUGGAGGGUGAAAUGGUGGAAAAAACGUUAGCAGUCAGUCUACCGUACGUAGAAAUUGUGCCGGAAUCAUUCUCCACCGAGACGAAACUAAGUGUCGUCGAUGAGCGGUACUUCUUCGACAUUCAACCAUUUAAUGCGGAUAAUGUAUUUGAGGUCUUCCUCCGAAGGAAUGUUACCAGAGAGAUGCUGCAAGGAAUCGAUCGACUUACAUUUACCGUGGAAGCAAGCAAUCCCAGUUCGGAGAAAGUCUAUUGUUUCGUAGCGAUCAGUAUCAUUCGAACUGCUGCACCAACUUUCGAAAGGCUCAUCUACGAUGGUGUGAUUGAUGAAUCGAAACAGUUAGUCGAGGAGAUAGUGGCCAAGCUAACGCCCGAAUCAACUGAUGCAAGUGUCGUCUACACGAUGGAAGGCGACGAUGCAAGCUUCUUCUCGCUGGAAUCAUUAGUGCCGGUUACGGACGGUGUGCGCAUCAAGCUGAAGACAGCGCUGACCGAUGAUGAGUUUGAAGCUCGUGAUCACUUGGAAUUCAACUUGAAAGCUACUAACCCAGAGCUGCCAGCUAAUACAGUUGUGCCAGUAAUUGUGUACGUGAGGCAUUCUUUAAUCAAAAGUCCUCGUUUCGAAAAACCCCUCUACAAGUCCCGAAUCGAUGUAGACUUGAAGUUGGUUCCGUUUGAGCAAAUCAUUCUCGAACCCGGCACCUACACGGACCUGACCACAGUUACCACUCGUAACAGCAACACUGAUCUCUUUGAGGUGAAACUAUCGCAAGGAAUUGUUUCCAUACAGCUGCUAAAGGAACUGGAUGUGACUGAUGUGAGUACUGUUGAUCGGUUUGAAUUUAUUAUAGAAUGUAUCAAUCCAGGACAGGCGUCCGGCUUCACUACCAUACUAGUCGAUGUUGAUCGUACAAUUGCUCCAGAAUUUCCCGACCUAUUCUACGUUGGAGAAGUUAACGAAGGUGAAAAGCAAAUAAGCUUCAGCCAAAAAGUAGCUCUCUCGCCGCAAACAAUCGCUAGCAAUACAGAGUACAAACUAGAAGGAUACGAUAGUUCAUUGGUGCGGUACGUCAUACUGGACGAUCAGAGUUUGAGUUUCUUUUUGCGCGAAGAAGUAUCCAACGAGCAAAUAAUGUUGCGGUCCGAAAUUGGAUUCAUAGUCGUCGCGACCAAUCCUGGUGCUAGUCAACCAGCAACAGUGUCCUGUUCGGUAAAAAUACUACGCGAAGUUAAACCCAUCUUUACGAGUACCUCAUUCCAUGGGAAAAUUAUCGAAGGAUCUAGCUCCGUGAAUUUUGGAACUGCUCCAAUUGCUUGGGAGAGUGGAAGCGUGAAGGAAUCGACAUCAUUUACUAUCGUUGACGCGUUGUCAAACAACUGGUUCGAGGUGAAGCUAGCAGAGGAUGGCAGCACAGUCGACAUUCUUCUGAAGCCCGAGGUGAAAUGGGAUCAGGUGCGAUCGUACGUCUACUAUCAGCUCAUUCUGCAAGCCGUCAAUCCCGGUUCCGAAAUGACACAGUGCACGCUCGUGAUCGAUGUAGAAAAUCUGCCCGCGAUCACACCCACCUUCACCAAAGCCAUCUAUCGAGGUUCUCUGCAGGAAGGUACGAAGGAAGUAAUAUUUUCGGCUGCUGACACAAUCACCGUACAACCGAGCACGAUCAUGCCCACGUUUCAGUACGUUGCUGCCAACGGUGAUGCCAACCUGUUCGAUGUGGUGCUGGUAGAGGAUAACCAGUUCAAAGUUUCGCUCAAAGACAGCAUUGCACAGAGCGAAAUCGAGGGACGUGAUAUGUUAAGCUUCAUGUUGACGAUCAACAAUGCGUACAGUGCGGAUGAUACCGCUACCAUUGUGAUCACUAUAAAGUUGGACGAUAUCAUCAAUCCGACAUUCUCGAAGCUACUGUAUAGUGGCACCAUCGUCCAGGGUACAACCGAGUUAAGUUUCCAAGAGCCGAUCCAACUAUCCGCUGGCAGUUUUACGGAAAACACGGAGAUAGGUGUCGCUGGAACUGAUGCAGCACUGUUUACCAUCUCAAGAGCGGGGCCUACGGUCGAGCUAAAGGUUCGAGAUGAUUCCAUCAACUGGAACGACUUAAAGUCCCAGCACUACCUAAGCGUGUAUGUACAAGCCACCAAUCCUGGCAGCGAGACGUCCACAUCGUUCGUUGUGAUAGAGAUUACACAGCUGCGGCAACCUCUAUUCGCACAUUCUUCAGCUCACGGGUUUAUCACUGCUGGAGAACGAGAUGUGCAGUUUUUGGAAGGAUCGGAACUAAGGAUAGCGAUGGACAGUACUGAGCCAGGUUAUCAGUGGAAUCUAGCCGGAGAUGACUAUCAACUGUUCGAUGGAUCAUUGGUGGACGAUUUGUUUAAGUUUUCUCUAAAAGAUUCGGCUUCCGAGGAACAGCUACAGUCUAGGACAAUCUUCAAGUUCCGAGUUAUCCUUAAAAACCCCACCGGAAAUGAGAUAGACUCUAUCGUGGUGGUAAAUCGCCAGCUCUUAGUGCCUCUGUUUUCGAAGAAUAUCUAUAACGGCGCGUUCAAUGAAGAUCUUCAGUUAUCAUUGACGGAUGCAAUAGAGAUAACAGGAACGAGCUUUUCAACCGGAGUCCUUGUUACGGUGAUCGAAUCUAAUGUUGACUUUUUAUCACUGGAGCAAAAUGAUCGAAGUGUUCAGCUGAAGCUCUCCCGGACAAUUUCAACGAAUGAUUUUCAGGGUCUCGACAUGGUACGUCUUGUCCUGUCUGCUUCAGUUUCUGAUGAUGUCAAGAGCACCUGCACUGUUACGAUACUGGUUCCCGAAGGAACACCUUGUAUUCCCGUACCACCGAUUGUGGAUUGUUCUAGCUGCUAUAAUUGUACAACAGGAGGUGUUCAGGAGGAUGUACCUGUGUUUGCGAACGGCAAUUACCGAUUCCAACUUAGGAGAGACACUACCGGUCCAAUAGGUACGGUAACCGCUACAGUAAAGGAUCCGACAACCGUGGUACAGCAUACCAUAGUGGUGGCGAAUGCCUAUUUACAGUCGCUACUUUCGAUAACACCAGAAGGAGUUUUAACGAUUGUUCAUCCAAUCGUACCGAACGUGUAUCAGUUCUUCGUGCAUGCAACGAACACAGCAGCAGGCAAGAUGGCUACCGCAAACGUUUGGCUCGAUGUACUGAACCAAUACGAGUGUACCGAAGGCGAAAAGCAAUCCACGGUCGAUCAAGUGUUGAUCGUGCGUCAUCUGGAAGAAGAACGACCAUACACAACCAUUUUCUAUACUCAGUUAAGCUCAUCCUGUUCGUACGACUUGAUCAGUGAACAGCCAACCGAGGAUCAACAACCUUACUUUUACAUCGAUCAAGCAACAAAAUGGCUUGCUUCCAGGAGCUUUGAUCGCGAGAAUGAAGAUCUGUUUGGAGCCAUGCAAGUACCACAAUUUAAACUUGUAAUGCAACUAAAAUGUAUCGACACGGAUGAAACACGUGAGCAAAAUCAACGAUCAAUCGUGAAACGAUCGCUCGUUGAAAUGGACACAAUAAACUACGCAUCGGAUAUUACCAUUGUGACCAUAAUCGUGGAUGAUAUUAACGAUAACGAUCCUGUCUUCGUUGAACCAACUACCUCCUCAGGAAACACGGUACAUCUCGGUUUUCCUGAACCAUUAUUAGCCAGUAGGCUGUUGCUCUCAGGACUCGUGACCGUUAAAGCGACUGAUGCGGACGAGGGUUUAAACGCUGUUGUGCGAUAUAGCUUGUCGGAAAAUACACAUUUCAUGAUAGAUUCCGUAACUGGCUCGAUUGAACCAACGAAAGAUGCUUUGCGAGAAUCGGAUCUCAUCGAUCUAACAGUGGUUGCUACGGAUCGUGAAGGAGCCGUAGAAGGGCGCAGUACUACCCUGGAACUAGCGGUACAUCGCUUGAAUGAAGAUCAUGUCGCGUUUGUUACUGUAGCUACGGUUAACGAGGCAAGCGUACAAGCCAUAAUAGAGCAGAUAAAUCUCCAAAAUGAUUUCAACCUGAAGGUACUCCGUCAAGCCUAUAUCCCUGAGACAGAUACAUUACGCGCAAAGCGUAAUGCAGUAGCAAGAGAAAUUGAGGAUUCUACUAGCAACAUGCGUUUGAUAGUGUACGCUUUGAAUGACAACAAUCAACUCUUGAGUACGGACGACAUCCGGAACGCUAUAAGGAACGUAUUCCCAGACAUUGGAACAUCCGCCAUAACGUCAUUUGAUGAUGCCGUUUGCUACGGCAAUAGCACGAAUCCUUCCUGCCCUUCGACGCCCAGCUGUCCAGAAGAAUUGACCGAUCGCUCCAGCAACAGUGGCUUAAUAGCUUCGACUUCAGUACUGGGAGCACUUCUUCUUAUCACCUUGGCUGUUACCAUCGUACUGUACCUGAGAUACGUGAGGCCAUUAAUGAAAGGUGCCGACAACACUCCUUCAGACAUAGUACAGCUUGAAAAUGACUUCGAUUCUACACCACCAUCAACACCACCAACGUUAGGUGGCAAGAAGGAACAGAUCGCUGAUCCAGAAGUGAUGGAAGAUCGGAAAAUAUCGAUUAACAUUACUGGUAUCACUAUGCAAGAGUCUGAAGAUACCAAUACAGACAGUAAGCGUCUAGCACGAUCUUUAACCGAACGGUUAGAUGAGGAAGAUGAGUAUGGCGCAGCCGUUUUUGGAACAUCGAGUCAGGACACGUUCAGUGAACCGAAAAACGUGAAGUUCAACGAAGUAGUCGAACGGAUAGAGGUGCAAGAGCAUCACAGUGAUGAGGAAGAUGGUGGCUCAGUAUACGAGGAACGAUUGUAAUGAUC